This is a messenger RNA of Lacerta agilis (Sand lizard), 1664 nucleotides long. It is a transcript of the gene ADM2, whose product is annotated as adrenomedullin 2. The transcript is spliced from 2 exons. Lineage: Eukaryota; Metazoa; Chordata; Lepidosauria; Squamata; Lacertidae. Gene Ontology annotation, biological process: positive regulation of heart rate; regulation of systemic arterial blood pressure; adenylate cyclase-activating G protein-coupled receptor signaling pathway. Bases 1 to 1311 code for a protein of 436 amino acids. The record is from RefSeq and is a predicted model, not a curated record.
AUGCCUUCCUGCCUGCGCAGAGGGGCUUCCAGCGAGGAUGGGGAGGGUGCUCUUGGGGAAGAGCUCAGUCGGCGCCCACACGAGAAAGGAGCCGCGCAGACCAAUCCCCCGCCAGGAGUGCCUCUGUUGCGGCUUGUUUCUUCGGACGAGGCUACCAAAUCCCUGGUCAUCUCUGGAGUCCAGGCGCCUUCUAGUGGGCGGCGCAGGCCCUGCAGGCUGGGACCUCGGUGCGAAUUCACCCAGGAAAGCAGGAAUCCCGAAGGCGCACUCGACGGGGGAUUCUCCCCGGUUUCUCCGUCUCCCCUCGUCCCCGCGGCGGGAGGUGGGGUCGUCAGCACAGACCAAGGCGUGGGAGCUUUGGGGAGGUGUGUGACCCCGGACGGCCAUCCCGUUCUCCCUGGCAGCCCCAGCCAGUCAGUGGCGGUCUUGGAUGCCCCGCCCCGUCGCGGAAGGAGCCUCCAGAGGCUUGGCCAUCCUGGGCAGCUGGUAUUUAAGCCGCGUCAGACGGCGCGGGGAGGCAGUUUGCUGCUGCGGGUCAUAUUCCCGGAGGCGGCCGAAGCCGGAGCCGGAGCCGUCCAGGAGAGCCAGCGCGCCGUCCAGCUCACCGUCGAGGAUUCCCGGGCAACUCUCGCCGCUCCGAAGGAACGGGCAGCCCGAGCUCCACCAGCCAGAACUGCACCCGACUACGGCACAGGAGCCAAGCGGCUCCCUUGCAGGGCAGCGCCCCUCACCGGGACCUCGCGCCCUGAAGCCCUCUCCGCCGCCCCCAGCGCCGCCAUGAAGCGCCAGCUGCGCCGGGAGCCCGCUUGCAUCAGCCGCGGUCGCCUCCUCUCGCUCCUCCCGCUGCUCUUUCACCUGCCGGGCGCCUCGCCCGCCUCGCCCGCACCAUCGGAGCGCAUCUCGCCGCUGUCGCUCAGGAAGCCCUGGACCAGAAGCCACCCACCAGCCUGGCUGCAGAAGAGGCCAAUGACAGAAGAGCUUUCGGACAAGACGGCCAGAAUGUGGCCAGCCUGGAAGCCUCACGUGGUGGCACCAGGAAGCCGGCUCCAUCUCUCCGUUCUCCCCAGAUGCAGACUGGAUCCCCAGCAGCCUGGCAGCCACCCUCUGUACCGGCUCCUGUGGACUCCAGCCCUCCGUCCAAAGCGCCACGCAGCCCCCCACCCGCACCGUGCGCAGCUGAUGCGUGUCGGCUGUGCCUUGGGCACCUGCCAAGUGCAGAACCUGAACCAUCGGCUCUGGCUUCUGAAGGGCCAGUUGGGACGUCAGGAAUCAGCCCCCAUGAACCCCAGCAGCCCCCACAGCUAUGGGUGAGGGAAGCAACAGACUCCAAGACCGGAGAGGGUCUCCUGCCUUCCCCCUGGCACGUCCUUGAGGAGCUGGCCUGGCCUCUCUGGCGGUCUUGACUGGGGAUUCUGCACUGAAGGGAAACCCCCCCCCCCACUGGAAGGGGCCAUGAAGAAGCAACUAGGGCCCAAGCCCUGACUAGAGCCGGCCGAGGGGUGUCUUGGCCAUCUGAUGGAAAGGAGCGGAGCAGCAGCCCUAGACCACCAUGCAGGAGAGGCAGGUGCAUAUGAGGGCUGGAAGGGCUGUGCGCAACAUUACACCAAACACAACUCCCACACUUGCACUUGUUAUGGAAAAAAAUAAACAUCUAAGUGAUGGUC